AUGAUUUCAUACGCCAGCCAGCAGCGAGGUCUCUUGCACACUGGUUCCUUUACAGGCUACAGACCUUUCCAGCAGCUCGGCAGCCACUAUUUCUCCAUUUCCGGUUCCAACCAGGCCCUGUGUGGCAAUGAAGAAGGCUGGGGUCCCAUAAGCAAAUACAGAUACGAUUUUACCCCUUGCUUCGUCGACGUCUGGGUGGCUACUGUCUCUGUGUAUGCUCUCAUUCUGGGUCCUCUCGCUAUUUGGUGGUUGUUGAGAAAAAAGCAGUCAACAGAAAGCACCACCAAAAAUGCGCAUUUCUGGAUCAAGCAGUCCCUCCUGGCCUUCCUCAUCGCUGAUGUUGCUGUUCAACUGGGCAUUCAAAUUCUCGGCAUGCCAGGUCUCUGGUUCGGCGACUUCCGAGUGUUGACCACAGUAUUGACGAUUUGUUCCUUGCUCGUCAUCUUCUCGAUUCAAUGGAUAGAGCAUUCUCGAUUACGACACGCCAAUGGUGUCGUUCUCUUCUACUGGCUGUUACUCAUCAUCUCGCUUACCGUUAAACUUCGAUCUCUGAUCUCGCAGCAAGUCUACGAUGCCAAUCUGCCGUAUUUCACUGCCUUCUGUGUUGGGCUUGGCUUCUCCGUCGUCGAAUUCUUGGUGGAGUGGCUGUGGCCGCGCCAGCACGUUCCGAGCGGCUACGAGGCCAUAUCCGAAGAUGAAGAGUGCCCUGUUGAAUACGCUACCGUCUUUUCGCGUCUGACUUUUUCGUGGAUGACACCUAUGAUGCGGUACGGCUACAAAGUCUUUCUGACGGAAGCCGAUCUGUGGGGGUUGGCCAAGUCAGAUCAGACCAAGACGACGGGCUUGUCAUUUGAGAAGGCGUGGGCUCGUGAGCUUAAGAAGCGCCCCAAGUCUCCGUCUCUGUGGCUCGUCAUGUUAUAUUCCUACGGUGGACCCUAUGCUGUGGCCGCUUUCUUCAAGAUUGGCAAUGAUAUUUCCCAGUACAUCCAACCUCAACUGCUUCGUCUCCUCCUCAACUGGGUUAAGUCAUAUCAUGCGGAAGACGGUACGAAAGCUCAACCCGUUAUUCAGGGAGCAGCAAUUGCGCUAGCCAUGUUUGGGUGUGCUGUCUUCCAAACCGUGAUGGUGCACCAAUACUUUCAAAAAACCUUCGAGACCGGUAUGCGAAUCAAAGGCGGCCUUGCCUCGACAAUUUAUCGCAAAGCAUUGAGACUGUCAAAUGAGGGCCGGUCCACAAAGACCACUGGUGAUAUCGUGAAUUACAUGGCCGUGGAUGCCCAGCGGCUGCAAGAUUUGGCCCAGUUCCUACAGCAAGCUUGGUCCUCGCCUUUCCAAAUCAUCAUCUGCAUGGUGUCACUUUACAACCUACUCGGCUGGUCCAUGAUGGCGGGAAUCGUAGUCAUGAUUGUCAUGACGCCGGCACAGGGAUGGGUGGCUAGAGUGAUGAAGAAUCUGCAAAAGGAUCAAAUGAAGAACAAAGAUGCCAGGAGCAGGCUCAUCAACGAAAUCAUCACCAACAUGAAGAGCAUCAAGCUGUACGCGUGGGGCGCCGCGUUCAUGAACAAGCUCAACUACGUCAGAAAUGAGAAGGAGCUGAAAAACUUGCGACGAAUCGGCGCCACCCAGGCCUUUGCAAACUUCACAUGGAACACCGCGCCAUUCUUCGUUUCUUGCUCUACCUUUACCGUGUUUGUGCUCACGCAGGACAAGCCCCUUACCACCGACAUCAUAUUCCCGGCAUUGGCGCUUUUCAAUCUCCUGACCUUUCCUCUGGCCGUCUUACCCAUGGUUAUCACUUCCAUUGUCGAAGCGUCCGUAGCAGUCGGGCGCUUGACAGACUUUUUGACUGCAGAGGAAGUGCAGCCCGAGGCCAUCACUAUCGGGCCUGCCCCCCAGGAAAUGGGCGAGGAAACCGUCAUCAUCCGAGACGGAACUUUCUCGUGGAACCGUCAUGAGACCAAGGAAGUUCUUAAGGACAUUGACUUCACUGCGUACAAGGGCGAACUAUCAUGCAUCGUUGGCCGUGUCGGCUCCGGAAAAUCCUCGUUCCUGCAGAGCUUACUGGGCGAUUUGUGGAAAGUAAAGGGCUCGGCUGAGGUGCGAGGCACUGUUGCCUAUGCUUCCCAGCAAACAUGGAUCUUGAACGCCACUGUCAAGGAAAACAUCAUCUUUGGAUAUCGCUAUGAGUCGGAUUUCUACGAAAAGACGGUCAAGGCCUGUGCUCUGUUGGACGAUUUUGCUCAACUUCCUGACGGUGACGAGACGGUGGUCGGAGAGAGGGGCAUCUCCCUCAGUGGCGGCCAAAAGGCGCGUGUUUCUCUUGCCCGUGCGGUGUAUGCGCGAGCCGACAUUUACCUUUUGGACGACGUCCUGUCUGCGGUGGAUUCCCACGUCGGCCGCCACAUAAUUGACAAUGUGUUGGGCCCGCGUGGUUUGCUCUCGACAAAGACCAGGAUACUUGCGACAAAUUCCAUUCCAGUUCUGCGCCAAGCCAGCUUCAUCACCAUGCUCAAGGACGGGAGCCUGGUUGAGAAGGGCACCUACGGCCAACUGAUUGCCAAGAAAGGUUUAGUUGCCGAUCUGCUGAGGACUGCCGGGCAAGAAUCCAACGAUGCGUCGGGCAGUUGUAGCCCGCCUUCCAGUGACGCGUCCACCAUCAACGAGGGCGAGACCAGCAACAGCCAGGGCAGCCAGGACAGCCAGGACAGCCAGGACAGCCAGGACAAGGAGGAGAUUGACGAGGCGUUGGAAGAAGUGCCAGAAAUGGAACCCAUCAAGGGCGCGCAAGAAACGGGUAAAAAGCCGCGGUCCAGCAGCAUGGCCACUCUACGCCGGGCCAGUACAGCCAGCUUCAAGGGGCCCCGAGGCAGAUUGACGGACGAAGAAGUCGCCGGCCAUUCCAGGACGAAGCAAGCCAAGGAGUUUGUUGAGCAGGGUAAGGUCAAGUGGUCAGUGUAUGCUGAGUACGCCAAGGAGAACAACUUGGCAGCCGUUGCCAUGUACAUGUUUGCACUUUUGGCGGCCCAAUUCGCCGGCAUCGGUGGUUCCUUUUGGCUCAAGUCGUGGUCUGAACACAACGAAGAUGCAGGAACCAACGACCAUGUCGGCAAAUACAUUGGCAUAUACUUUGCGUUUGGCAUCGGGUCUUCCCUGCUCACGGUGGCCCAAACCCUGAUUCUGUGGAUUUUCUGCUCAAUCGAGGCAUCAAGAAAGCUGCACGAGCGCAUGGCCAACGCCAUCUUUCGAUCUCCCAUGUCCUUCUUCGACACGACGCCCACUGGACGUAUUCUGAACAGAUUUUCCAGCGACAUCUACCGCGUGGACGAGAUCUUGGCCCGCGUCUUCAGCAUGCUGUUUGUCAACGUGGCGCGGUCCUGCUUCACCCUCGGAGUCAUUUCCUUUUCCACGCCAGCCUUCAUUGGCCUGAUUGUCCCUCUGGCGUUGACGUACUACUCCAUCCAGCGAUACUACCUGCGCACGUCUCGGGAGUUGAAACGACUAGACAGCGUCAGCCGUAGCCCAAUCUAUGCGCAUUUCCAAGAAUCGCUCGGCGGGGUCAGCACGAUUCGCGCUUUCCGCCAGCAGGAGAGGUUCGAGCUGGAGAAUGAGUGGCGUGUGGAUGCAAACAUGCGAGCCUACUACCCUUCCAUCAGCGCCAAUCGCUGGCUGGCCGUGCGCCUCGAGUUUAUCGGCGGCGUGGUCAUCCUGGCUGCUGCCGGCCUCGCCAUCAUCUCCGUGUCCAGCGGCAGCAGGCUGAGGGAGGGGACGGUUGGUCUGGCCAUGUCGUACGCUCUCCAGAUAACCACUUCUCUCAACUGGAUCGUUCGCCAGACUGUGGAGGUGGAAACCAACAUUGUCUCGGUCGAGCGCGUUCUCGAGUACGCCAGGUUGCCCAGCGAGGCUCCGGAGAUUGUGGCGGAGCGGCGACCGCCGGUUGCCUGGCCUGCGCGGGGCGAGGUUGACUUUAAGAACUACAGCACCCGGUAUCGCGAGGGCCUGGACCUGGUGCUCAAGGACAUCAACCUCGACAUCAAGACGCACGAGAAGAUUGGCGUGGUCGGCCGAACCGGGGCCGGCAAGUCGUCGCUGACGCUUGCGCUUUUCCGGCUGAUUGAGGCGGUAACGGGCAGCAUCGACAUUGACAGCAUCAACACGUCGAGCAUUGGGCUGCUCGAUCUUCGCCGCAGGCUGGCCAUCAUCCCGCAAGAUGCGGCCUUGUUUGAAGGCACGGUUCGCGACAACCUUGAUCCGGGCCAUGUCCACGACGAUACGGAACUCUGGAGCGUGCUCGACCACGCCCGGCUGAAGGAGCACGUGGCAAGCAUGGAAGGGGGGCUCGAGGCCAAAAUCAACGAAGGAGGAUCCAACUUGUCCCAAGGUCAGCGCCAACUGGUGUCCCUCGCUCGAGCGCUGCUUACCCCGUCCAACAUUCUCGUUCUGGACGAGGCGACAGCAGCCGUCGACAUUGAGACGGACGCUAUGUUGCAGGCAACUCUUCGCUCGCCCCUGUUCGCCAACCGCACCAUCAUCACCGUAGCUCACCGCCUGAACACGAUUCUCGACAGCGACCGCGUCGUUGUCCUGGACAAGGGUCAAGUGGUUGAGUUUGACACGCCGGGGGAGCUGUUCAAGAAGCAAGGUGUCUUUUACGGGCUGAUGAAACAGGCCGGGCUGGAAAUUGAAUAA
Molecule: messenger RNA, 4686 nt
Organism: Ustilaginoidea virens
Lineage: Eukaryota; Fungi; Ascomycota; Sordariomycetes; Hypocreales; Clavicipitaceae
Exons: 5
Coding region: 1-4686 (1561 amino acids)
Biological process (GO): transmembrane transport
Cellular component (GO): membrane
Molecular function (GO): ABC-type transporter activity; ATP hydrolysis activity; ATP binding
Source: RefSeq, a predicted model, not a curated record